Molecule: messenger RNA, 366 nt
Organism: Zasmidium cellare ATCC 36951
Lineage: Eukaryota; Fungi; Ascomycota; Dothideomycetes; Mycosphaerellales; Mycosphaerellaceae
Exons: 1
Coding region: 1-366 (121 amino acids)
Biological process (GO): regulation of transcription by RNA polymerase II
Molecular function (GO): protein dimerization activity; DNA-binding transcription factor activity, RNA polymerase II-specific; RNA polymerase II cis-regulatory region sequence-specific DNA binding
Source: RefSeq, a predicted model, not a curated record
AUGUCGGGCAGCAACUCUCCACCAAGCCCAAUCAACGCCGCCAAGGCUCGUCUCACCGACGCCCAGAAGAAGAAGCAUCAUAUCGAGUCUGAGAAGAAGCGCCGUGAGGCUAUCCGCUCUGGCUUCGACCGUCUCUGCGGUAUCGUCCCUGGCACUGAGGGCCUGGGACGCAGCGAGGCGGUCGUCUUGCAGUCCACCGUCCAGUAUAUGAGGGAGCAGAUCGCCGAGAAGGAGCGCCUCACCCACAUUGCUAUGCAGCAGGGCAACUGGCAGAAGAACGCCAUCGACGACAUCUAUCGCCAGACGGAGAAGGAGAUUCGCGAUCGCGAAGAGGCUAAGGAGAACAGUAUGUUGGGGCAGGGUUGA